Vittaforma corneae ATCC 50505 is the source of this 641-nucleotide messenger RNA. RefSeq lists its product as uncharacterized. Lineage: Eukaryota; Fungi; Microsporidia; Nosematidae. The annotation marks the transcript as partial. The record is from RefSeq and is a predicted model, not a curated record. The transcript has a single exon.
UGAAACUGUACUGUAAUUGUAAUCCAGCAGAAUGUGGAUUUCCAAGCAGGUACAAACUUUUAAAUGAAGAUGGCAGUCCAAAAGAGCAAGCUGUCCUAAGAUCCAAAACAUACCUAUGGGUGUCUAAACUCACAACAAUCUCGGUAUCAUAUUUUGAAUUUCAUCAUAUUCCAAUCAAGACAUGGAGGUUCCUUACUGACUUCUGUGGAACUACGUACUUAUGGAUAUCAAAAACAAAAAUUGACGUCACUGUACUGAACGACCCAGAUCUCAGUAAGAUAAAAACACUGUUUUUGGUUGAUGUUGGAUUGACAGAGAUGCCAUGCUUGUCCAGCCUCACAGGUCUUGAACACCUAUUCUUGAAUGGUAAUCAAAUUGGAGAGGUUAAUCUUCAAAGCUACUUUGAUGCUGAGAAGGGUACACACAGAGCCAUGCCAAACUUGAAGUAUCUGGACUUGCGUGGAAAUCCUAUAUUCAGUAUGUGUACAAGAAUUAGGGUGGUUUUCACAAAUCGUUCCAUGGUAAUACGUCUAAACAAUCUACGCUUAUGCCAUCCAUUUAGUAAUCUAAAACAUGAAAUGAAAAAAGCACGUAUCCAGCCCAUUGAACCUGAUAUGGAGCAUCAGUGUUGGAUGUCAUGA